Molecule: messenger RNA, 7595 nt
Organism: Zootoca vivipara (common lizard)
Lineage: Eukaryota; Metazoa; Chordata; Lepidosauria; Squamata; Lacertidae
Gene: VWA3A
Product: von Willebrand factor A domain containing 3A
Source: RefSeq, a predicted model, not a curated record
UUUACAGUCACUGGAGUCACACCUGAGAUAAAAUUGUAGAGUUUAGGGAUCUGUUUCCAAACAUUUCUGUUUUAAUGACUUCGGUGCACUGCUAAAGCUCACUUUCACAUCCCUCUCCUCUCUCCAGUGUGUUAUUUCAGUUGCUGUUUUGACCUGCUGUUAAAAAAUAUAAAGUUGUGUGAAGGAUCCCAAAGCAAAAAGAUGAAGGAAAUGGCAUUUUCAGAUAGGUUUUCCUGCCUUGGAGUUGCUAGUUCUGUUUCUGCUACUCCAAGAGAUCAUAAAUGUUUGGGCUCAAGGUCUUCGUGGUGGUCUUCUCCCUUUCCACUGCAACCAUAUCCUCUUCCAACUGUUAAGGAUUAUUUUCUAAUUGGUUAGGACAUUUCUCUCCCCCGCCCCAAUUUAAUUUCCAAACAAAUUGUUAAUACAAACUGUAUAAAAUGAACAUAAUUUUCUUCACUUGUAUUUUUGUUAUUGAGCAAGUUUAUCAAAAUAAAUUGUCUACUUAAAGAAAUAAAUCUGGUUUGAUUUUGAUUUUAUUUUUAGGGUGGCAUAUAACUGAAACCUUUUCUCACAUAUAAUUUAUUUACUCUGUGUGUGUGUGUAUGCGUGUAUGCACAACCUCCUAACAUAAAGUGUUCUGACAGCCUUAACAAAAACUCACCCCAAAAGUUAAAACAGAUUUAGAAACAGAACUGGGAAACUUCGAAUUAUUUGAAAGGUAGGGAUGGUUAAAACUUUGCCUGGUGCUGAAGACACUGUCAGCAUGUCAUUGUCAUAAACCUCAUUUUAUUUGCAUGCUACCUUUCCAUAGUUAAAACCAGUGCCUUUUUCCCCCCCUAAAAAAAAAGUUUAGGGAUACUCUCAUUUUCCUACUCGUAUUGAAAUACUGCCCUUCAAUGAGGCCAAACUUAGAUUCACAAAAUGUUUAGGGGUAUGCGUACCCCUGCGUCUCCCCCGCACCCUGGGAAGAAAACACUGGUUAAAACCAUCCUUGAGGCGCCAUACAACAUGAAAAAAAAUUACAUAAUUAGAAGUAUAACGAAAAGUCAUAAACUAAAGAAAACUCACUGGAAAAGUACACAACCACACUGAACAAUAAAUCCACAUAAAAAGGUCUAAAAAUAAAGACACGAAGAAGUAAUAUCAAUAACAGCAACGACGACAAAGCCCAGCCCGAAAAGUCUGUUCAGCAGCCUCAACUUUCGUAACUGGAGCUGGUCAGGCCAGGUGGGGAAAAGGCCAGCAAGGGUCUUCCGGGCUAGCAGGUCUUCCAGGACUUGAAGCAGCAGAAUAGCCAUGGGUUUUAUUUAUUUACCGGUAUCUCCUUUUAAAGAACCAUCUCAAGAAAAAGAUGGAAGCGGCCCAAAUGAUUUAAAAACAGCAAAUACGUUUGAAAUAUAUACCCAUGACUGUGGGUGCGAAGGCAACAGCGAGGAAUGACUUGCCAAACAGAGAGAGAAAUCUGAUUUUUAUGACCCGUUUGCGCUGUAAGGAUUCACUUGGAAAUGUCCUUUUUUUGUUAAAUUGUCCCUCCGUCAGAGAGGAAACUCUGCCCUCAUGCUGACAUUGCACAAGAGGGAAGUAUAGCAGCAUGCUUGGGGAGGGGGGUGGUGCCCCUUUAACUUCAAAAGGGACAACCGAAAACCCAUUUUUAUUUGUAUUCAUUGCAUUUCCUUCCAGGAGCUUAAGGUGGCGUACGUAGUUCGCCCUGUUUUAUCCUCACAACAACCCUGUGAGGUAGGUUAGGCUGAGACUUGAGUGACUGGCCUGAGGUGGCCUGAGUGAGCUUCAUGUCUGAGUGGGGAUUUGAACCCUGGUCUCUUCAGGUCUUAAUCUGACACACUGAACCACACUGGGAAGGUGUAUUUACUGUUCUCGGCACAUCUGCCGAAGCGGACAAAAUUCUGGUGAAAAAAUCCUGUUAGUUUUAAAGGCAAGAAUGGGGAACCUCGUGCCCAGGGGCCGAAUGUGGCGCUCCAAUCCUCUCAAUCUGGCCCUCAGAAAUCUCAGGCGUCACACCCUCUGAAGCCGCACACACUUUUCACUGAUUCUGCUUCACGCUUUCUCUGAAAGUUUUUGCCCAGCGGAAAUGCACCCUUGAACUCUGAUCAGGCUUCUUGCUUGCCUGGAUGAAGAAUAAAUAGAGAGCGGAGUCUUAUGUGUAGAAACUAUAGACUAUUGUACAAAGACAAAACCCGCAUUUGUGGCCCCACACGUCACUGGGUUAUAGCUUCUGGAGGGUUACUCAGUGACAAGGGUUCGCCUCCCUUGUUUUAAGGCGCCUGUGGGGAAUCUUUGGCCCUCCAGAUGUUGCCGAACUGCAACUCCCAUCACCCCUUGCCCAUUGGUCAUGCUUGCUGAGGCUGCUGGGAGUUGUAGUUCUGCCACAUCUGGAAGGCCAAAGCUUCCCCAUUCCUUUUAGACGGUGUCAAAAUACUCUCUUUUUUGUCAUACACGUGGUUUUCUCUUUUGGCUGAGUAUAAAACAAACAAACCAGACCUAAACAUUAAUUGCUUUUCAGGCAGAUUAAUUCGCUGUGCGCCUCUUGAGACGCAGCUGUGUUUCCCUCUUCCCCUGCAGAUCUUUCAUCUCCCUCCAUCCGCUGUGGAAAAUGGUUGCUUCUGUUGCCGUUGGCAACGGAAACACAGCUCAAACCAGGGGAGUGUUUGCUCCUCGGAUAAAGCCUGGCUUUACAUGCACAGGGGAAGAUGCAUGGCGGAGUGAGUGAUCGCUGAAGAUCCAACAAUAUGUCGAAGGAGAAGAAAGUGGCAAGUUUCCUGGACAAUGCACAGUUCUUGGAAAAACUGGAAUCCAGCAAUCUGUCAAAGCAGAAGAAGGUGGCUAGUUUCCUGGAUGCACAGUUCUUGGAGAAAGUGGGAUCCAGCAAUAUGUCGAAGCAGACGAAGGUGGCUAGUUUCCUGGAUGCACAGUUCUUGGAAAAAGUAGGUGCAAGUUCAGUAUCAAAUACCACUUCACAAAAAGGAAGCCCAUCUUUGUGGAAUGUUUCUGCAGCAGUCUCUGAUGAUGGAUUAUUGGUUACCAAUAUCAACCAGACACAGGAUUUAAUGAGACUUCAUGAUACGGCAAUACUGUUUGCUGGGUUGAAGUCCAGAGAUGACUGGAUCAAAGUCUAUGGUUUAAAACCCUUGCAACUCUCUUUCGACGAUCUAAUGAAGAAGGGCAGCAUUGUGGUAAAUCCAAAUGAUUCAACAGAGAGUAUUGAAUAUACUAAGGAGGCUGUUAACUAUUUUGAAUCUGAGUUGCGUAAAACUAUUGCUCUCUAUGACAGACGCAUUGAGUGGCUGCUGCAGGAUAGCAGGAAGAUAUUUGGUAUUAUCCAUGGGGAUAAAGUUGGAGUUCUGAUUGACACAUCAGAUGUAAGUUGUGGACCAAGACUGCAGGAUUUCCAAAGAGAUCUUCUGUCUGUAAUAGAUGAGCAGCUGCGUUACACGAGGAAGUUAUACCUCGUUUCAUUUGGUACCAAUAUUUCAUUACUUUGGGAGAAGCCAAGAUUCAUCGAUGAGAACGUUUUAGAUGAAGCAAGACAAUGGGUGCUAAAACUCAAACCCAGUGGCGGCUGCAAUCUGCUCAAAGCAUUGAAGAAAGCCCUUGCAGUAAAAGAACUGAAUUCACUGGUGAUUGUGGUAGGAAGCUGCCCAGAUCAGGCCUCGGAAAUAUUGUCAGAGUAUAUCCAGGAAUGUACCGUGGGGAGAAAACUGUUGGUCCACACUGUCACAUACGACUGUAGCAAUCAAGUUCCUUCUGGUGUGGUAAGAAGCAUAGCAGAAGAUGUGGGAGGCCGUUAUCACUGUUACUCCUCAAAGAGAGAGAAUUGCAACAGCACUGAUAUUCAACUGAUCCUUCAAGAACGCCAAAAGGCCAAGGAGUUGCUCAACAUCAUAAAUGAAAUCUACCAGGGGAGGAUUGGUGACACACUUUUUAACGUAAUGAAAGAAGGUUCCAUGGAGUGUUUGAAGCUUCCCUCUGACACCUCCCUGCCAAAGCCGGCAAAGCAUGAGAGUCCGCUUGCAAUACAAAUCCCUCUUGCAAUACAAAUCCCAAACUUUUCGACCCAAACCUCAGUUGAAUGGUUAAAAAUGAAUGGACUAAAAGCCAGGAAAUUAAGCCUUUAUCAAGUUUUGGCACCCAAUGCUUUCUCCCCUGUGGAAGAAUUUGUGCCUGUCCUUCGGAAAAUGGUAUCAUCCACAUUACAUGAGAAAGCAAUGACGCAGUUUGAAUGGCAUGAUGGAACGAUUAAAAAUAUCCACGUUGAUCCACCCAUACUGUAUGACUAUCAGAAACGGCUUGGCAGACUGGUGAGGAUGUAUGAGAGACGGGUAGACUGGCUCUCCACAGCUAGUAGAAGAAUUUGGGGGACUGUUUGUGAGAAGAGGAUUGUCAUACUUAUUGAUGUCUCCAAAACAAAUGCCAUGUACAUCAUUCAUAUCCAACAUUCCCUGCGACUUUUACUCGAGGAGCAGAUGUCGAGCAAGGAGUUCUUCAAUAUCAUAGCCUUUGGAAAUGACGUUAACGCCUGGGAGGCAGAAAUGGUUCCUUCACACCUAGACAACCUACAAAGGGCCUGGAGAUGGGUACUGGCCCUUCAGUGUGAAGGCACUAGAAAUCUUAUGACCGCACUUAGAAGAGCUGUGGAGAUAGACUUUAAAGAUAAGGACAAGCAUAAAUCUCAAAGCAUUUACCUGCUUACAACUGGAGUCCCCAACCAAGAGAAGCAUGCCAUUUGUUCUUACCUGGCUGAGGUCUGUGGCGGCUGUGAUUUGAACCUACAUGUCUGUCUGUUCAGCGUCGAUAGUUUCUCCCUUGAUGAUAUCCCGCCGCGUUAUGCAAGUCUGAAUGAAACAGCUGCGAUUUUUAAAGAAAUUGCCCAAACUGCCAAUGGUCGGUUUCAUUGGUUUGGAGAAACAGGCAUCUAUGAAAGUGACGAUAUCAGCAUUAUCCUAUCUGAAAUGGAAAAAGCUGUCAACUAUUCUCACAAGUGUGCCAUACUAGUGGGAUCCUUAAGUCAACGUUCAGGAAGUCAUUUGGCUAAUCAGUUGAUGCCUGAAGGAGGCCUAACAAUGCUAGAAGCACAGAAGAAGAGUAGACCACAGAGGCUGCCACUUCCAAAGCCAACUGCCCUCACUCUUGCCAGAAUGAACUUCAGAGACCAGCCCGAUGGGGCCAGAAAUGGCACGAUGAAAGCUCUCCUAUGGCGUCCACCAAGUGCCAAAGCGGAAAUUCCUCCAGUACCUUCAAAGGAAAUAUAUCUGACAAGCGGAAAAAAGAAACACAACUUAAAGUCAAAGAAGGUUUCUCUCUCGUUAAUUUAUGGCAACACAGGGAAAAAAGUAGGUGCAGUUUAUAAAAAAUAUUCAAACACAAAAAAUGCGAGGAAGCAGAUUCCUGUUCCUGUUUUGCCAUUUGAAGAAGAAGAGAUAUGUUCCAGUAAAGCGUGGCUGAGCAGAUUCAGUAUAAAGAAAUUGAAGUUAGACCUGCCCAGCCUUGUUUUUGGACCUGAGUGUGUGCAUCAGAAGGAAAUGGUGGCAUCUUUGCACAAGCAAGUCUCAGCGAAAUACUGUGACAUCUUCCCAAGCGUAGAGAUUCACGGUAUUGUCAAACACCUGCAGAUUCAGACCAAGGACCUGGAAGUGUACAUUGAGCAGAUGGAGAGAGUGUUGCGGUGCUAUGUUCGGAGAGUCCAGUGGCUUCUGUCAGGCAGUCGUCGAUUGUUUGGUGUCGUUUUGGAAGCGAACGUUUGCAUCCUGAUUGAUACGUCUGGUUCCAUGGACCGUUCCUUGCAGGAGGUCACAAAAGAGCUCACCUCCCUUAUCUGGGAACAGCUGAGGAAGAAUAAUGUGAAGUUCAGUCUCGUCAGCUUUGCCGAAGAUGUUGACGUUUGGCAGGAGUGCCUUGUGGAGGCCACAAACGAAGCAUGCCAUGACGCUGUGCAGUGGCUGUCAACAUUUCACGCUCAUGGGAAUACAUCCAUUCUCAAGGCUUUGCGGAGAGCUUUCAGCCUUCCGGACGUUGAGGCUUUGUAUGUUCUGACUGAUGGAAAACCAGACACCAGCUGCAGUUUGGUCCUGAAAGAAAUUGAAAUUCUUUUGAAAAAACGAGCAAUUAUAAUCCACACUAUUUCGUUUAAUUGCUCAGACAGCGGAGCUAAUGACUUUCUUAAGAAACUGGCCUUUCAGACGGGUGGGCGCUACCAUCGGUGCCAUGGGGAUGUGGACGGACAGAUGGCAGCACAUCGGCUACUAUCAGAAGGCUUUAAGGACGAGGAUGAUCCAGCUUUCCCCUUGUUUGAAGGAGAUGAUUUAAAGAAACUUGUGGAUGAAAUCGCAAAAGCUAGGAGCUAUUUAACGCAGGCCAAGUUCUUUAAAUCACUAUUAGAAAAAAGGAACGUAAACCAGAAGGACCGCUGCCCCUGAAACAGUUGCCUCCAGGACACGGAGACAGCAAAGGAGGACUUCAUGGAACAUUAUUGGCUCCAUAUCCGGGAUGGCAAAUGUGUCUUCAUGAAUCCACACAUCCUUCAAUGAAAACGAGUGCACCUUUCAGGCAGCUGGGUUUUCAUUCCGAUUUGUGUUUUCCCUCAAACAUUUGUGCCAUCCAAAACUGGGGGGGGGGGCAGCGUGAGUGACUCCAAAAUCCAGCAGACACGUGCCUGAUUGAUCCCCCAGUUUGAUCUAGAAAAAAACAAUUAGGCACUUGAGUAUGAUCAGACAGCAUCUGAAUGAGAGUAGCACUGCGUUCCUUAAUUGCUUGUUUCAGCUGCGGCUUGCCCAGAGGCCUGUAAAGAAUUGAGUGCAUUUCAAAAGCUUUGGGCUGAUCUCAGGAGCCUUUCAAGGAAAUGCAAUUCAAACGCUUGCUGCAAACCAUCUCUCAUAAAGAAGGGCGAAACAUUGUAGUCUGGGUGCCGUAUCAAAUAGAGGUGCCAAUUGUCCUCCUCCUAGGCUAAGAAGCCAAGGAGCAAAAUGGAAGCACAGAACCCAUGAUCGCUGACACAGAUCCAUGUGGUUUUAAAGCUGAGGUGAAUUUUCAGUCAUGUGAAAUUGGCACUAGAAAUGGGACCAAGGCAAUGUGACAUAUGUUGAUGGAAACCAGCUGUACUGUUUGGUAACUGCCACGUGAAAAAUGGCUUGCCUUCUUCAUAUGGUGUGUGCCCCCCUCUACCCUUCUUUCUCCCUUUAUUUCUCUCUCCAAAGAAAGAUUGGGAAGGUUUUGCCAUUCAUCUUUUUAAAAGAAUACUACCUCUGGUCCUUGGUAAGAUGAACCCAGCUAGUUUGUGAUUUUGAUUAAGUGCUCUGCAUUAAUAGAAGCCCACAUUCUUUCGAUAUCGUGUAAAGCUAUGGGUGGGAUCCAAUGCUGGCCGGUGUAGUCCCUUUAAAAAUAAUUUCAGUUAUAUAAGUCCACUGAUUUGUGUGGGGCUUUUCUGAGUGUGACUUGGUUGGAUAUCAACUCCUGUUUCUGGUUAAACAUAUAUUUUACCCACAUUAGCGUUUUGCAAAGGAGAGGAACAAAAUCUUCAUAGUGUUAUGAACAAACUGGAGUCUCCAAACUCAAUAAACCAUUGUAUUUUUCUGACUGUUGAA